Vicia faba (fava bean) is the source of this 1554-nucleotide messenger RNA. The record is from the annotation of a GenBank genome assembly. NCBI's taxonomy places the organism in Eukaryota, Viridiplantae, Streptophyta, Magnoliopsida, Fabales, Fabaceae.
AUGACAAUCCAAAAAACAGAAGAAAUCAUUUUUAGGUCUAAGCUUCCAGAUAUCCACAUUCCCAAAAACCUUCCUCUUCAUUCAUAUUGCUUCGAAAAUCUACCAAAAUAUGGAUCACAUCCAUGUCUCAUCAAUGCACCAACCGGCGAAAUCUACACGUACCACGACGUCGAGCUAUCCGCUCGACGAGUUGCGUCCGGUCUCAAAAAACUCGAGAUCGGACAAGGCGAUGUUAUCAUGGUUCUUCUCCCAAAUUGUCCCGAAUUCGUGUUUUCCUUCCUAGGCGCUUCUAUUCGCGGCGCUAUAAUGACCGCCGCGAAUCCUUUCUUUAUGGCUGCUGAGAUUGCUAAACAAGCAAAAGCUUCUAAUACUAAGUUGAUUGUAACACAAGGUUGUUACUAUGAGAAAGUUAAGGAUUUGGAAAAUGUGAAGCUUGUUUUUGUGGAUUCUUUACCAGAAGGAGAAAAUCAUAUGCAUUUCAGUGAAUUGGUUCAGGCUCAUGAGAAUGAAAUUGAUGAGAAAUUUCAACAGGUAGAAGUGAACAUCAACCCUGAUGAUGUGGUUGCUUUGCCAUAUUCUUCUGGAACAACAGGGUUACCUAAAGGUGUUAUGCUAACACACAAAGGAUUAGUGACAAGCAUAGCACAACAAGUUGAUGGUGAAAAUCCAAAUCUAUAUUACCACAGUGAAGAUGUGAUACUCUGUGUUCUUCCCAUGUUUCAUAUCUACUCACUCAACUCUGUUUUGCUUUGUGGUUUGAGAGCCAAAGCUUCCAUUCUCUUAAUGCCAAAGUUUGAUAUUCAUGCAUUUUUGGAACUUGUUCAUAAAUACAAAGUUACCAUUGCUCCUGUUGUGCCACCAAUUGUUUUGGCUAUUUCUAAGUCACCUGAACUUGAUAGCUAUGACCUUUCAUCCAUUAGGGUUUUGAAAUCUGGUGGGGCACCUCUUGGUAAAGAACUUGAGGAUACUGUCAGGGCCAAAUUUCCUAAAGCCAAACUUGGACAGGGAUAUGGAAUGACUGAGGCUGGACCUGUGCUAACAAUGUGUUUAUCAUUUGCAAAAGAGGCAAUUGAUGUUAAACCAGGUGCAUGUGGAACCGUUGUUAGAAAUGCCGAGAUGAAGAUUGUCAAUCUAGAAAACGAUUCUUCCUUGCCUCGUAAUCAACCCGGUGAAAUUUGCAUCAGAGGUGACCAAAUCAUGAAAGGUUAUCUAAACGAUCCAGAAGCAACAUUGAGAACAAUUGACAAAGAAGGUUUUCAAGUUGCUCCAGCUGAACUUGAAGCUAUUAUUCUCUCUCAUCCUCAAAUCUCUGAUGUUGCUGUCGUCCCAAUGCAAGAUGAAGCCGCUGGUGAGGUUCCAGUUGCAUAUGUGGUUAGAUCGAACAGUGAUAUCGACACAACUGAGGAUGAACUUAAAAAAUUCGUUGCUAAACAGGUGGUGUUUUACAAAAGAAUAAAUCGAGUAUUCUUUAUUGAUGCUAUUCCCAAGUCACCUUCUGGCAAAAUAUUACGAAAGGAUUUAAGGGCUAGGCUUGCAGCAGGGUUUGCAAAUUGA